Messenger RNA from Meloidogyne enterolobii, 715 nucleotides. The record is from the annotation of a GenBank genome assembly. Lineage: Eukaryota; Metazoa; Nematoda; Chromadorea; Rhabditida; Meloidogynidae.
GAAAAUGAAUUCAAGUUGCCCAGAGGAUGAUUGGGGGUGUGUACCAGAUGAUGAAUUAUUUUUUAAUGCUGGACCAACACAACCUUUUCAGACUUUGAUGAAAAAUUUUAUUGAAGAGGUGACAAAGAUGGGAGAAAGUUAUAAGGAGGAAUUGAGGGAUGAUUAUGAAGAAAGUAAUGAUGGGGAGGAGGAAGAGGAAGAAAUGCCUCAAUCAUUUAAUUUUCAAAUAAAAGAUGUUGCGGAUGACUUUUUGCCGUUGAGAAUUGAAAGCGAUGAUGAAAUAAUUGUGAAAGAUAGAGUUGGAAAUAAACGAACAGAAGAGAAUAGUUUAGUAAUUCAAGAAAAGAAGUCAACAGGAAUUUUGAAGAAAAAUAACAGUUUGGACAUCAAUCCAAAACGUGUUACUUUUGAGAUUGAGCGUUUUGUCGCUUCAAGCAUUGCCGAUCGUGACGAGAAAUUAACUGCACAGCAACGUUUAAUUCAAAAAUUGGGAGGCAAACCAGCCCGGAAUCCCUCAAUUAAUUAUAAAACAUUGAAGAAAAAAAGAGAAGAAUUAAAAGAAAAGAAAAAGGAAGAUUUUUUAAAUUUUGAAGAAAAUACUAAAUUGCGUGGAAUUAAGAGAAAGAAAGGAAAUAAUAAAAAUAUAAAAGGAAAGAAAAAUAAUAAAAGAAUAAUGAAGGGAAAAAUAAAAAAUCAGAAGAGAGCAAAACAUUAG